This is a messenger RNA of Anopheles maculipalpis, 989 nucleotides long. It is a transcript of the gene Vap33, whose product is annotated as vesicle-associated membrane protein/synaptobrevin-binding protein. Gene Ontology annotation, molecular function: FFAT motif binding. Gene Ontology annotation, cellular component: plasma membrane; endoplasmic reticulum membrane. Gene Ontology annotation, biological process: endoplasmic reticulum membrane organization. The record is from RefSeq and is a predicted model, not a curated record. The coding region runs from base 87 to 980 and encodes 297 amino acids. NCBI's taxonomy places the organism in Eukaryota, Metazoa, Arthropoda, Insecta, Diptera, Culicidae. The transcript has 5 exons.
GAAGAAAAAAUCGAACAUUUACUGCGUGCGUACGAAGCGCGUCUCCGUGUAGAAGUGUGUGGCCUUUUUGCAAACCUGGUUCAAAUAUGGCGAAGCCUGCCCAGUUAUUAAACAUUGAACCGGCGAACGAGCUCAAAUUUCUGGGCCCGUUCCGGACUGCCGUUGCGUCGUACAUGCGGCUCACCAACCCGACCGACCAUGAUAUAUUCUUCAAAAUCAAAACAACCGCGCCGAAGAAGUACUGCGUGCGACCGAACUGUGGCUUACUGGAACCCCGCGAAUCACAGGAGAUAGCCAUUGUCCUACAACCAUUCAUAUUUGAUUCGAACGAGAAGAACAAGCACAAGUUCAUGGUGCAAUCGAUGGUAAAGCCGGACGAUGAGGAGAUCAACCUGGAGGAUCUCUGGAAGAAGUAUCCGGAGAAGCUGAUGGACUCGAAGCUAAGGUGCGUGUUCGAGUGCCCGCUGGACAGCAACCAGCCGGCCCCGGCCGGCGAAUCGUCCACGGGCGCAGCAGCAGCAGCAGGAUCAACAGCCGCAGCACCAGCAACAACCAGCAGUAAACAAUCGUCCUCUGCGAUAAGCAGCGACAGUGGCGCACAGUUCUCAAACACACAAUUUAGCGCGAUGAGCAACGAGGAUGAGCAGAAGUCCGAGGCGGCACUGCUGAAGGAGAUGAAAAAACUGCGGGACAACGAAACCGUGCUGAGGCAGGAAAAUUUGCAACUACGGGAAAAAAUAUUACAACUACACAUGCAGGUGGACGGACGGGCUAAGGAGGAAUCGUCGGUGGCUGCUGCCACCAAAUCGCCCCCGAUCCAGUCGGUGCCACCCAACUAUCAAAAUCCGUACUCGCCACCGGCCCAGCAGGCCCGCAAUCAAUCUUCGACGGAGCUCAUCUACAGCGUUAUUGCUGCGAUCGUUACCGGCCUGAUCGGCUUACUGCUCGGAAAAAUUUUCUAUUCCGACAGCAACAAAUAAAGUUUAAUU